UACAUCGCUUACAGGUAGCUUUGCUUAACUUAGCAGGAGAAGAUGUCAGGUCGUGGAAAAGGUGGCAAAGGCUUGGGGAAAGGGGGAGCCAAGAGGCACCGGAAAGUUCUCCGAGAUAACAUUCAGGGCAUUACUAAACCUGCCAUUCGCCGUCUGGCUCGUCGUGGAGGAGUGAAGCGUAUUUCCGGAUUGAUCUAUGAGGAAACACGCGGCGUGUUGAAAGUGUUCUUGGAGAAUGUUAUCAGAGAUGCUGUGACCUAUACCGAGCACGCUAAGAGGAAAACUGUGACUGCUAUGGAUGUAGUUUAUGCUCUGAAGCGGCAGGGUCGCACCCUGUACGGCUUUGGAGGCUAAAGGGUUAGUCUUAAAUUCACACCUAAAAACUUUCAAAGGCCCUUUUCAGGGCCGCC
Heteronotia binoei (common prickly gecko) is the source of this 410-nucleotide messenger RNA. Its product is annotated as histone H4. The record is from RefSeq and is a predicted model, not a curated record. NCBI's taxonomy places the organism in Eukaryota, Metazoa, Chordata, Lepidosauria, Squamata, Gekkonidae. Gene Ontology annotation, molecular function: protein heterodimerization activity; structural constituent of chromatin; DNA binding. Gene Ontology annotation, biological process: nucleosome assembly. The coding region runs from base 43 to 354 and encodes 103 amino acids. The transcript has a single exon. Gene Ontology annotation, cellular component: nucleosome.